Messenger RNA from Salvelinus namaycush (lake trout), 693 nucleotides. RefSeq names its product immunoglobulin kappa light chain-like. Gene Ontology annotation, biological process: immune response; immunoglobulin production. The transcript has 3 exons. Bases 7 to 693 code for a protein of 228 amino acids. The record is from RefSeq and is a predicted model, not a curated record. NCBI's taxonomy places the organism in Eukaryota, Metazoa, Chordata, Actinopteri, Salmoniformes, Salmonidae.
UCCUUCAUGUCAACAGAACCCACAACAACCAUGACUUUUAUCACCAUCUUCAUCUGGACACUGGCACUCUGCUUUCAAGAAUCCAGAGGACAGUACACUGUGACUCAGACUCCUGCAGUGAAAGCUGUUCUCCCAGGAGACACAGUCUCUCUGAACUGUAAAACCAGCAGUAAUGUGUAUAACAAUAACUAUCUAGCCUGGUACCAACAGAAACCUGAAGGAGCUCCUAAACUCCUCAUUUACUAUACAAGCACCCUUCAGUCUGGGAUUCCAUCUAGAUUCAGUGGCAGUGGAUCUGGGAGUGACUUCAUUCUGACCAUCAGUGGAGUCCAGGCUGAAGAUGCAGGAGAUUACUACUGUCAGAAAUCCAGAGGACAGUACACUGUGACUCAGACUCCUGCUGUGAAAGCUGUUCUCCCAGGACAGCCAGUCUCUCUGAACUGUAAAACCAGCAGUAAUGUGAAUGGCGCAGGAGGCUCUUAUCCCCGUCUAGCCUGGUAUCAACAGAAGCCUGGAGGAGCUCCUAAACUCCUUAUUUACAAUGCUAAAACACUUCAGUCUGGGACUCCAUCUAGAUUCAGUGGCAGUGGAACUCAUAGUGACUUCACUCUGACCAUCAGUGGAGUCCAGGCUGAAGAUGCAGGAGAUUACUACUGUCAGAGUUACCACAGUGGUGGAGUGUUCACACAGUGA